Molecule: messenger RNA, 1227 nt
Organism: Pipistrellus nathusii (Nathusius's pipistrelle)
Lineage: Eukaryota; Metazoa; Chordata; Mammalia; Chiroptera; Vespertilionidae
Source: the annotation of a GenBank genome assembly
AUGGACCUCGCCGGGCUCCUGCUGGACGAGGAAGGCACCUUCUCCCUCACCGGCUUCCAGGACUUCUCGUUCCUUCCAGGACACCAGAAGCUGAAUGCCAGGAUCCGGAGAAGACUCUACUAUGGCUGGGACUGGGAAGCUGACUGUAGUUUGGAAGAGCUCUCCAGCCCCAUGGCAGACAUUGCUGUGGAAUUGCUCCAGAAGGCAGCCCCCAGCCCUAUCCGCCGACUCCAGAAGAAAUAUGUAGCCCACGUGUCCCGGGAGGCAUGCAUCUCCCCGUGUGCUAUGAUGCUAGCUCUGGUGUACAUUGAACGGCUCCGGCACCGAAACCCGGACUACCUACAGCAUGUGUCCUCCUCCGACUUGUUCCUGAUCUCCAUGAUGGUGGCUAGUAAGUACCUCUAUGAUGAAGGGGAGGAGGAGGAGGUCUUCAAUGACGAAUGGGGAGCUGCAGGGGGUGUGGCUGUGCCCACUCUCAAUGCCCUGGAGAGGGGCUUCCUGAGUGCCAUGGAUUGGCGUCUCUACACUGACCCUCGGGAGAUAUUUGAGGUGCUGAGCUGGUUAGAGAGCUGUGUGGCUGAGCAUCAGGGACGACGACGGGGCUGGUACACCUACACAGACCUGUGUGUGCUGCUGGAGCAGCCAGCCUGGCAGCUGGCCCUGGGCUCCCUCUGCCACCAGCUGGCAAAGCUGUCCUGCCUGUUAGCGGUAGCAUAUGUGAGCAGUGUGGCCCUGGCUGUGGCUUCCGUGGCUGUGAUACACCAGUCUUUGGGGCUGUCCUGCAGCCUGCCACCCGGCCCCCCGGACCUUGGACUGGCUUCCAAAGGCCUCUUGGAACCCUGCAUACCUUCUCCUGUGCCACAGUGCCUGCCGUCUCCUGCUAAUGUCUCCAGCUUCCUGGAAGGCGACGUAGGGCUGCGUUCACUCUGGGGCAGUCUUCUGGCCUCGCUGACCCCGCCGCCAUUGCCUCCCCCAGACCCUCCUGCCCCUCCCACUCUUCUCCAUAACUGUCCCUUUUGCCAGAAGCUCCAGAAAGACUCACCAACCUGCCAUGCCUGCCACCGUCCCAACCAUACGGGGCCGCCAAGCCCCUGGUACCAUUCCCAUGGCCUGGCUCCACCCUGGCCCUGGAGCCCAAUGCCUUCUCUGCUCCCACAGCCCCAGCAGUGUUCCAUUUUCAGCAUCAUGGAGCUGGCCCGCCUCAAGUCUUUCAUUUUCCCGGGCUAG